ACUCGGCUGCGGUAUAGCUAAAGGAAAAGUGGCGCCUUCUUGAGCUGCGCUGCGAUCGAUCAUCGACUCUCCAAUCGUUGUGAGAGUACCAUUAGGCUCAGAGCAGCGAUCGGACUUGCUCCGCUGAACUAUCCGAAGUUGUGAAGUCUGCUUGAUGCACGUGUGUCUCGUCAGUCUCAAAGUAGUCAGUCGGAAUCUACUGUGCGGUUCGACAAGAUACGUUCACCUGAGCGCCUUACGAGCAACAUCCUCGAAUAUGCCCCCGGUCGAACCAGUUAAAACUAAGGACGGCUACGAUUAUGACUUCGUCGUCAUCGGCGGCGGUUCAGGAGGUCUCGCGUCGGCGAAAGAAGCGGCGUCAUUGGGUUUGAAAACGGCCGUGCUGAACUACGUCGCCCCGUCUCCCUUCGGAACCACCUGGGGACUCGGUGGCACCUGCGUGAACGUUGGCUGUAUACCCAAGAAGCUUUAUCACCAGGCCGCCAUUCUCGGCGAGGAACUGUCUGAUGCAAGGAAAUACGGAUGGGAAUUUUCGGAAACGGUGACGCACAACUGGUCAACACUCCGCCAGGGCGUAACAAAUUACAUCAAGAGUUUAAACUGGAUUCACCGUGUCUCGUUGCGAAACGCCAAAAUCGAUUACUUCAACAUGGAGGGCUCUUUCGAGGACAGUCAUACGGUCAAAUUGACAAACGCUUCCUCUGGAGAAGUGAAAACAAUCACUUCUAAAUGGUUCCUAAUCUCGGUGGGUGGACGACCCACGAUCCCGGACGAUGUUCCCGGAGCGAGGGAGCACGCCAUCACGUCCGACGACAUCUUCCAUUUGAAAAACGCUCCCGGGAAGACCUUCGUCGUCGGAGGGAGCUACGUAGCACUGGAGUGCGCCGGCUUCCUCACAGGACUCGGGUACGACACGACCGUGUGCCUCCGCUCUAUUCCCCUGAGAGGAUUCGAUCAACAGAUGGCGAAUAUGGUCGCGGACUACAUGGAGAAGCACGGCACGAAAUUCCAGAAGGGUUGCGUGCCUUCUUCGGUGGAAAAACAAGAAGACGGUAAGCUGUUGGUCACUUGGAGAAAUACGCAGACUGGCGAGACAAACAGCGACACUUUCGAUUCCGUUCUCUUCGCCAUCGGACGUCACGCAUUGACGAAAAAUCUCAAUCUCGACGCUGUCGGGGUUAAGACCGAUGCGAAGGGAAAAGUCAUAACGGACGACGAGGAGCGCACGUCGGCCUCGCACAUCUUCGCUUUGGGAGAUGUCCUCGUCGACAAGCCCGAGCUCACUCCCGUCGCUGCACGUACGGGACGACUCAUCGCGCGACGUCUAGCCGGGACAUCGACCGAGAAGAUGAACUACGAUCUCGUAGCCACUACAGUGUUCACCCCCUUGGAAUAUGCUUCGUGCGGUCUCCCCGAAGAAGAGGCUAUCAAGCGUCACGGCGAAGCCAACAUCGAAGUUUGGCAUUCGUUCUACAAGCCGCACACGUUCCCGAUCGCCGAGAAGAGUAACGAGCACUGCUACAUCAAAUACAUCGAGGACUUGAGCAACGGGAACAAAAUCAUCGGAAUGCACCUGGUCGGGCCGAUGGCCGGGGAGAUCAUGCAAGGCUUUGCGGCGGCCAUGAAAUGCGGAAUGAAUCGGAAACAGCUCGAAGAAACUGUCGGAAUCCAUCCUACAAUCGCUGAGGAGGUCGUGAAAAUCGAUGUUACGAAACGAUCUGGCGUGGAUCCUACAUGCGCUAAAUGCUGUGGUUAGACGUUAGAUGCUAUUUUCCGUUCCUAAAGCUUCAACUCGACUGUUAAACCAACAUGUUCGCCUGGUUUCUAUAGGUUUCUUAUGAGCACGUGCGAUUUAAUAAAGUUUCAUCGACGCCACUAAUGAUACCUAAA
Galendromus occidentalis (western predatory mite) is the source of this 1890-nucleotide messenger RNA. Its product is annotated as thioredoxin reductase 2, mitochondrial. The transcript has 2 exons. Gene Ontology annotation, biological process: glutathione metabolic process; cellular response to oxidative stress; cell redox homeostasis. The coding region runs from base 155 to 1756 and encodes 533 amino acids. Gene Ontology annotation, cellular component: mitochondrion; cytosol. Gene Ontology annotation, molecular function: thioredoxin-disulfide reductase (NADPH) activity; flavin adenine dinucleotide binding; glutathione-disulfide reductase (NADPH) activity. The record is from RefSeq and is a predicted model, not a curated record. Lineage: Eukaryota; Metazoa; Arthropoda; Arachnida; Mesostigmata; Phytoseiidae.